CGAUUGGCUUCUGGCUUAGCUGGGAGGCGAGACGAAUUCUUGGUCCCACGAGGGGAGGUGGCCGAGGAGGUGCGCGGCCACCCCGGAGCGAUAGAGUGAGGCUUGCAAGAUGGCGGAAGGUGGGAACCCGGAAAGCCUGACUAAGGUGGUUCAUCUACUGGUCUUGUCAGGGGCCUGGGGCAUGCAAAUGUGGGUGACCUUCGUCUCAGGCUUCCUGCUUUUCCGAGGCCUUCCCCGACAUACCUUCGGCCUGGUGCAGAGCAAACUCUUCCCUUUCUACUUUCACAUCUCCAUGGGCUGUGCCUUCGUCAACCUCUGCAUCUUGGCCUCACAGCAUGCCGGGGCUCAGCUCACAUUCUGGGAGGCCAGCCAGCUCUGCUUGCUGCUCCUGAGCCUCAUGCUGGCCACCAUCAACGCCCGCUGGCUGGAGCCCCGCACCACGGCCGCCAUGUGGGCCCUGCAGACCAUGGAGAAGGAGCGGGGCCUGGGCAGGGAGGUACUGGGCAGCCACCAGGGCUCAGACCCCUAUCGCCAGCUGCGGGAGCAGGACCCCAAGUACAGUGCCCUCCGCCAGAUCUUCUUCCGCUACCAUGGCCUAUCCUCCAUUUGCAAUCUGGGCUGCCUCCUGAGCAAUGGCCUUCAUCUUGUAGGCCUCGCCCUGGGCCUCAGGAGCCUCUAGCCUCCACUGACUCUCUGCUGGGGCCCCAAAUGUCAAUAAACACUUCUUUGGAAAUGA
This is a messenger RNA of Physeter macrocephalus (sperm whale), 736 nucleotides long. RefSeq names its product transmembrane protein 205 (gene TMEM205). The record is from RefSeq and is a predicted model, not a curated record. The transcript has 4 exons. Lineage: Eukaryota; Metazoa; Chordata; Mammalia; Artiodactyla; Physeteridae. The coding region runs from base 110 to 679 and encodes 189 amino acids.